AUGUCAGCAGAUGCUCACUGGUGGACCGCAGAGGAGAGGAACCGAGUUAUGCUUGACCUGAAAGCAGCGGGAUGGUUGGAAUUAAGUGAGACAGAUGCCAUCUACAAAGAGUUCUCUUUCAAAAAUUUUAAUCAGGCAUUUGGCUUUAUGUCCCGAGUUGCCCUGCAAGCAGAGAAGAUGAAUCAUCACCUGGAGUGGUUCAAUGGGUACAGCAAGGUCCAGAUGACUCUAACAUCGCAUGACUGUGGAGUGCUGACCAAAAGAAUGUGA
Messenger RNA from Eubalaena glacialis (North Atlantic right whale), 270 nucleotides. Its product is annotated as pterin-4-alpha-carbinolamine dehydratase 2-like. Lineage: Eukaryota; Metazoa; Chordata; Mammalia; Artiodactyla; Balaenidae. The record is from RefSeq and is a predicted model, not a curated record. Gene Ontology annotation, biological process: tetrahydrobiopterin biosynthetic process. The transcript has a single exon. Gene Ontology annotation, molecular function: 4-alpha-hydroxytetrahydrobiopterin dehydratase activity. Bases 1 to 270 code for a protein of 89 amino acids.